Triticum aestivum (bread wheat) is the source of this 1665-nucleotide messenger RNA. RefSeq names its product two-component response regulator ORR4. NCBI's taxonomy places the organism in Eukaryota, Viridiplantae, Streptophyta, Magnoliopsida, Poales, Poaceae. The transcript has 4 exons. Gene Ontology annotation, biological process: phosphorelay signal transduction system; cytokinin-activated signaling pathway. The record is from RefSeq and is a predicted model, not a curated record. The coding region runs from base 511 to 1305 and encodes 264 amino acids.
CGCCUGUCCGCCCGGUUCCAAAGCCAAGAACAGAACUCCACCACCACCGGGGAGAGAGAGAGAGGCCACGAGGAGGAGGAGGAGGAGGAGGAGAUAAAGGGGAAAUCAUGGAGGCGAUUUGCUGUGGAGAUUCGGGUGCGUGAUCUGGUCGGAUCCCGCUUUCCCGGGAAGAGCAGAGGAGAACGGCCGUGGCGGUGGUGCCGGUGAUGUGGUGGGUGCUGCCAUGCCAUCCCAUGCUAGUGUGAAUCAAUGAUGCCCGCCCCCGCCUAUAUCCUCCCCGUAGCCCCCCCUCCCUGCCCCGAGUUGCCGCAUUAGCCACCAAAGCAGCACUCCCCCGUCUCACCUCCCACCUCUCCAAUCCAAGCCUCCCUCCGGCGGUGGCGACGACGCAGAGACCGGCGAGAUCCUACUCUGUCUCUGUCUGAGCGGGAGCAGAGGAAGAAAGAUUGGGAGGUGCUCCGUGCGGAUUGGCUCGGUCCCUCUGGUUCUUGCUCCGCCCGCCCGCGCGCCAUGACGGUGGUCGACGCCGAGGCCCGGUUCCACGUGCUGGCGGUGGACGACAGCGUCAUCGACCGGAAGCUCAUCGAGAUGCUGCUCAGGACCUCCUCCUACCAAGUCACCACGGUGGACUCCGGGAGCAAGGCGCUGGAGGUCCUGGGAUUGAGGGACGAGGGCGACGACUCCUCAUCCUCAUCCCCAACCUCCUCCUCCGCCCCUGCCCACCACCAGGAGGUGGGCGUGAAUUUGAUCAUCACUGACUACUGCAUGCCCGGCAUGACAGGAUACGAUCUGCUGAGGAGGGUCAAGGUAAAAGAAUUCGCAGAGCCCUUUUUAAUCCCAGCAUUCAUUCAUCCAUCCAUUCAUUCCCACAUCUCGGUCUCAAAAAGUUUCUGCUUAAUUCUUGGUGUGCAGGGGUCAUCUUCAUUGAAGGACAUUCCAGUGGUGAUCAUGUCGUCUGAGAAUGUGCCUGCCAGGAUCAGCAGGUGCUUGGAGGACGGCGCGGAGGAGUUCUUCCUCAAGCCCGUGAAGCUGGCUGACAUGAAGAAGCUCAAGUCCCACCUGGUCCGGCGGAAGCAGCCCCAGCUCCAGCCGCCGCAGCCACAAGAGAAGCCGCAGCAGCAGCAGAAGGCAGAGCUAGCGCCAACAGAGCUGGUGGAGGAAGUGGCAGCGGAAGUGACGGCCACCGGAAUCACGAGUGACUGCGGCGGCGGCAGCAGGAAGAGGAAGGCGGCGAUGAUGGAGCAGGACGGGACGACGAACGCGAGCCUCUCCGGGGGCAGCGGCGGCCUGGCGGUGGAGACCUGAAUCCUCAAGAAAACUGAACACACGGCCCCAACACCAGAGGUCGUCCGUCUGCAAUUUUUUGGGGUUUACUUGCUCUCGUAUGGAAGAAUCAUCAUCGUCAUGGCUAAUUGUAGCUCCUGGUCCUGGGUGUGGGUGGGCGAGUAAAAUAUUUACUUAGUUCUAAGUGAAGAACUAGAGAAAAAGGUCAUUAAUUACAUACUACCUUCACACUAGUAGCUGAAUUUUGGUGUGCUCAGGAAGGAAGGAGCAGGGGAGGGGAGUGGGGGUGAAAAGUGAAACCAAGUUGUAGAUAAUGCUGCCGGCCGCCGCGGCGCCCGCCCUGGAUGAUGAUGAUGAUUCUAAGACUAAUUUUAUGGCUUA